CUUCUUCAGACAGGAAGGCCAAUCUAUUCACCUACGUUUGCUUUUAGUACCUUCAGAAGAUUCUUGCCUGAUGACAAGAUUGAAGGUGUUAAAGGCCUCUCUCUUACUGCCGAUGGCACAGGUGCAGUUUUCGAUGUGCCUGCUGAUGAUGUGGAUGCAUUCCUGGAAGGCCAAGAAAAUGCUCACUCGGUGAACAUCGAGGUCCUGGAAAAAUUGCCUCCCCUGCAAGACCGAGACCAAUCGAGAGGUGGCAACUCAGGUCGAGGAAGGUUCGGUGGCGGCGGCGGUGGCAGGUUCUCUGGCGGUAGAGGCGGCGGCAGCGGUUCAUAUCGAAGAACUGGUGGUUUCUCUAAUGGAGGCGGCCGGGGAAGAGGAUAUGGUGGUGGAGCUAACAGAUUUAAUAACAGGAGGAAGUGAAGCUGCAAUUUUUGAGUGUCCAAUUAAUUUUUGUAUUUCUAAUCGAGGGAUUAAACUUAUAUUAUUUAAACCAAUAUCCAUUCAUGCAAUGACUUACGCUUUUUCGUUUGAAUGAAAAUGAAACAGUAGCUAUUGCUGUGGCAGUCGAUCUCCAGAUUUGCAAGUAUUAACAUUGGUUCGAUUUCCGCCGUGGACAACGUUCGAUCGAUAAAGCAAGCAAAGAGGGAGAUGGGGCGACAGAUGAACCACGGGCCGGCCCGGUUGGUUUUGUCGAUUCCGUCCUCGACCGGCCGGCUUAAAGAUGUGACCUCAAAUAAACCUAAAAUAAAGCAAAAUUAGACCAGAAUUUCUUAGAUCAUCGAUUUUAAUCUAAUAAUUCCCUCAAAACAAAAUUCCAAUUUCGAGCGAUUAGGGGUUCAGCCAAAACGGACCGCGUCGAAUGGCAGCUCGCGCGCACCGACUCCUCCUCCCCUCUGCCUUCCACCGAAGCGUGAUCCCCGACCCAUCUCUCCACCUUUUACCCCCGUUGCUGAGCACCGCAAUCUGCAGCGGCGGCCGUCGACGCCGCGUUCGCGCCCAAUUAAUCGUGGGAAGAAUGGCGUCUGGUGGCUCCCGAGCCCCUUCCUCGCCCACGCGCAUCACCCUUCCGGGCGGCGACUCCGUCGAGGUCGUAGCCGCCCCCGGCGUCUCCGAUUCUGACCUCAGAAAUGCCAUCAGUUCUUCCCUUUUUAAGCAGUGGUUGAAGAAUAUGCAGAGUGACACUGGCCUUCUAGCGGGAGGGCAUAUGUCUUUAAGACAAGUGUACAUUCAGGGAGUGGAUAUGUUUGGUAGAGGUGUUGGGUUCUUAAAGUUCAAAGCAGAUGUUUUUGAUAAAGAAACACAAGCAAAGAUUCCAGGAAUUGUGUUUGCAAGGGGACCAGCUGUUGCUGUGUUGAUUCUUUUAGAGUCGAGAGGAAAAACUUAUGUUGUUCUUACAGAACAGCCUAGGGUUCCUGUUGGAAAACUCAUUUUGGAACUCCCAGCUGGCAUGAUAGAUGAUGAAGGCGGUGAUGUUGUUGGCACAGCAGUUCGUGAGGUUGAAGAGGAGAUAGGGAUACACUUGAACAAGGAGGAUAUGGUGAAUCUUACAGCAUUUCUUGAUCCUGUAACCGGAUGCAAAGUUUUUCCAUCACCGGGUGGGUGCGACGAGGAACUGAGCCUGUUUCUUUAUAGAGGCCAUGUAGAGGAGGAGAUCAUAAGUGCCCUGCAGGGAAAGGAGAUGGGCCUCCGUGAUCAUGGUGAGCUGAUUAAGGUACAUGUUGUUCCUUACGAUACACUUUGGCGUGUGACUGCUGAUGCAAAAGCUCUAGCUGCAAUUGCCCUAUAUGAAAUGGCGAAGAGGAAUGGCUUUUUGCCUUGAACUGCUCGACUCGAGUAUGCUGUGCAAGUCCAUAUACAAAUUCCCUGAAGCUGCCUUUUGUCAACAUUUCACAUUGGAGAUUUGCUCUCUUUCAUUUAGCCAAUAAAUCUUUGUAUUUGGUGUCACGAAUUGUAUGCAAUUUUUCCUUUGAUAAGCAGAUCUGAAUUUGCUGAUUUAAGCAGUGAAGGUAAUUAGAUGACUUGUCUAUAGGACAUUUUGAGCUACCGGACAGAUUAACCACAUUGUUCAAUUCUAGAUUUGAUGGAGUGACAUAUGUGAGAAAGUAAACAUGUUAUUUUCUUUUGGAAAGACUAAUUUUUUUCGUCUGA
Messenger RNA from Musa acuminata AAA Group (dessert banana), 2145 nucleotides. Its product is annotated as nudix hydrolase 14, chloroplastic-like. The coding region runs from base 857 to 1816 and encodes 319 amino acids. The transcript is spliced from 9 exons. The record is from RefSeq and is a predicted model, not a curated record. Gene Ontology annotation, biological process: nucleoside phosphate metabolic process; ribose phosphate metabolic process. NCBI's taxonomy places the organism in Eukaryota, Viridiplantae, Streptophyta, Magnoliopsida, Zingiberales, Musaceae. Gene Ontology annotation, molecular function: ADP-ribose pyrophosphatase activity; ADP-glucose pyrophosphatase activity.